GUGGUUCAUUUCAGUGGCUGACUUCCAGAGAGCAAUAUGGCUGGUUCCCCAACAUGCCUCACCGUCAUCUAUAUCCUUUGGCAGCUCACAGGGUCAGCAGCCUCUGGACCUGUGAAAGAGCUCGUCGGUUCCGUUGGUGGGGCCGUGACUUUCCCCCUGGAGUCCGAAGUAAAGCAAGUUGACUCUAUUGUCUGGACUUUCAACACAACCCCUCUUGUCACCACACAGCCAGGAGGCGCUAUCAUAGUGACCCAAAAUCGUAAUAAGAAGAGAGUAGAAUUCCCAGAUGGAGGCUACUCCCUGAAGCUCAGCAAACUGAAGAAGAAUGACUCAGGGAUCUACAACGUGGAGAUAUACAGCUCAUCCCUCCAGCAUCCCUCCACUCAGAAGUAUGUGCUGCGUGUCUAUGAGCACCUGUCAAAGCCUAAAGUCACCAUGGGUCUGCAGAGCAAUGAGAAUGGCACCUGUGUGACCAAUCUGACAUGCUGCAUGGAACAUGGGGAAGAGGAUGUGAUUUAUACCUGGAAGGCCCUGGGGCAAGAAGCCAAUGAGUCCCACAAUGGGCCCAUCCUCCCCAUCUCCUGGAGAUGGGGAGAAAGUGAUAUGGCCUUCAUCUGCGUUGCCAGGAACCCUGUCAGCAGCAACUUCUCAAGCCCCAUCCUUGCCAGGAAGCUCUGUGGAGGUGCUGCUGAUGACCCAGAUUCCUCCAUGGUCCUCCUGUGUCUCCUGCUGGUGCCCCUCCUGCUCAGUCUCUUUGUACUGGGGUUAUUUCUUUGGUUUCUGAAGAGAGAGAGACAAGAAGAGUCCAUUGAAGAGAAGAAGAGAGCAGACAUUUGUCGGGAAACUCCUAACAUAUGCCCCCAUUCUGGAGAGAACACAGAGUACGACACAAUCCCUCACACUAAUAGAACGAUCCUAAAGGAAGAUCCAGCAAAUACGGUUUAUUCUACUGUGGAAAUACCAAAAAAGAUGGAAAAUCCCCACUCACUGCUCACGAUGCCAGACACACCAAGGCCAUUUGCCUAUGAGAAUGUUAUCUAGACAGCAGUGCACUCCCGUAAGUCUCUGCUAAAAAAAAAACAAUUCUCAGCCCAAAGAAAUCA
Messenger RNA from Nomascus leucogenys (northern white-cheeked gibbon), 1103 nucleotides. It is a transcript of the gene SLAMF7, whose product is annotated as SLAM family member 7. The record is from RefSeq and is a predicted model, not a curated record. Gene Ontology annotation, cellular component: external side of plasma membrane. Gene Ontology annotation, biological process: T cell activation. Lineage: Eukaryota; Metazoa; Chordata; Mammalia; Primates; Hylobatidae.